AUGCAAACCAUGAGCUACGAGGAGGAACCAGAGGAGAUGUUAGAGAGUGCAGGGCUGGUCCCAGACCCAGGGCCCCACGCCCCACCGUGUCGGCUGGAGAGCGGAGCACAGGGGGGAGCGCUGCUGAAGGAUGCAGCUGAGCCGAAAGGAGCUCGGAGCAUCGCGGCGGGGUCCUGCUGCCUCUGCCUGGGGACGCGGGGCGUUGGGCAGCCACAGAAAAAUGCAAGAAACUUCAUCUUCGCAACUGUGCGACCUGCGAAGGAGGAAAAGGAGCAAAUACAGUCGCAGCUGGAGAGCCUCCGAAGAGAGAAAGGGGAACUGGAGAGACAGGAGAGGGAGGAGCGAUGGAUCUGCCAGGACUAUCUGGAAAAGGUGACGGCAGAGAGGCAGAAGAUUGCACCCGAAUUUAAGCAGCUGCGACUGUACCUGGAGGAGCAGGAGUGCCUGCUGCUGGCUCGGCUGGGGGAGCUGGAGAAGCAGAUUAAAACAAGACUGAAAGAAAAUGCUGCUAAAUUCUCCAAGAAGAUUACUUACCUGGAUGGCCUGAUCAAGGAGACGGAGUGUCGGCUGUCAAGACAGGAUUCCCUCCAGGACGCCGGUGAUGAUUUGAGCAGGUGUGAGAGGGCAGAACCCCAGCAAGAGGAGUGGAUGAGCCACGAGCUGAAGGAGCCCAGCAUCUGCUCAGAAAAAGCUCCCACGCUCGAGGAGGCGCCAAGAAAACCCCAAGAUGCUUUGAUUGACACCGGGGAAGGCGUGGAGGAAUCACAGGGACCGUACACAAAAGUGAUGGUGACUCUGGAUCCAGGCACGGCUCAGUCCCAGCUCGUCUUGUCAGCAGACCAGAGAAGUGUGAUGCAGGGAGCCAGACAGCAGGGCCUGCUUGACAACCCAGAGCGAUUUGACCCAUGGCCUUGUGUGCUGGGCUGCGAGGGGUUCGACUCGGGGCGACCAUGCUGGGAGGUGGAGGUGGCCUAUGGGUUGUGCUGGGCUGUGGGGGUGGCCCUGGAGUCCGUGAAGAGAAAGGGACUGAUUGAUAUGAGCCCCGUGGGGGGGAUCUGGGCCGUGGGGAGGUAUAAGGAGAAGUUCCAGGCUCUCACUUCCCCAUCUCCCACCCCUGUCCUCCCCAGCACCGUCCCCCGGCGGGUGCGGGUCUGUCUGGAUCAUGCAGGGGGGCAGGUGAUGUUUGUCAAUGUGGACAGCGAGGCUGUGAUUUUCACUUUCCCGCGAGCUGUGUUUGCAGGGAAGCGAAUCCACCCCUGGUUCUGGGUGGGUAAGGGGACCCAGCUCAAACUGUGUCCUGAGACCUGAGGAGGUGGGUCCCUCCACGGAGACUCUGCUGUGGCCACCCCGCCUUCCUGCAUCCCCAUCUGGCCAGUCCCUGGGGACUCCCAUCUGCUUACAGACCUCCUGCCAUCUCAGCCUGCAGACCUUCUGCCAGGAGCCCCAGAGGCUAUCGAGCCCCCGCCUGCCUGCCGAGAGCAGGAACUGCCUCGCUGGGAGCAGAGAUCCAUGGGUGUCGUGGUUUAACCCGGUGGGCAGCUGAACACCGCCCAGCCCCUCGCUCACCCCUCACCCCUGCACCCCUCAGGGGGGGAAAAAAGUGAAACCUGUGGGUUGAGAUAGAGACAGUUUAAUA
Egretta garzetta (little egret) is the source of this 1636-nucleotide messenger RNA. RefSeq names its product zinc finger protein RFP-like. The record is from RefSeq and is a predicted model, not a curated record. NCBI's taxonomy places the organism in Eukaryota, Metazoa, Chordata, Aves, Pelecaniformes, Ardeidae. Gene Ontology annotation, molecular function: protein binding. The transcript has 8 exons. Bases 1 to 1308 code for a protein of 435 amino acids.